Dibothriocephalus latus is the source of this 495-nucleotide messenger RNA. Lineage: Eukaryota; Metazoa; Platyhelminthes; Cestoda; Diphyllobothriidea; Diphyllobothriidae. The record is from the annotation of a GenBank genome assembly.
ACGGCGACCAUCCUGGGAGCCAUUCCGAUCGUGAGUACGUACUGGGCUACUCUACCAGGAGUUAUAGAGCUUCUUUUUGUGCGUGGAUCCUAUUGGCUGACUCUUUUCCUCUUUGGACUCCAUCUUCUGCCGCAUUUCUUCCUGGACACUGCUCUUUACAGUGAGAUCAAGGGAGCUGGUCAUCCGUAUCUCACAGGCCUCUCCAUAGCCGGCGGUCUCUACUACUUCGGUGCAGAGGGUGCCUUCAUCGGGCCUAUACUCCUCUGCUUUAUGUUGGUCGGAGUCAACCUCUAUCGCUGCUUUCUGACCUCCGAAGCGACCAGGCAACCGUCCAUCAGUCCACCUCCCACGACCAUCUUCAUGACUCACGCUAAGCCCACGGUCCUGUCCCCCUUUCGAUUCUCCAAUUUUGCCACCCCUCGUCGAACACGUAGGCCCAUUGUCGUUCGGCCGUCCGUGAGCGAAGAACUCCUUGCUGAGGCUAGCCACCACUGA